This is a messenger RNA of Aspergillus caelatus, 1868 nucleotides long. RefSeq names its product Zn(II)2Cys6 transcription factor. NCBI's taxonomy places the organism in Eukaryota, Fungi, Ascomycota, Eurotiomycetes, Eurotiales, Aspergillaceae. The coding region runs from base 189 to 1673 and encodes 494 amino acids. The record is from RefSeq and is a predicted model, not a curated record. Gene Ontology annotation, biological process: positive regulation of transcription by RNA polymerase II. The transcript is spliced from 3 exons. Gene Ontology annotation, cellular component: nucleus. Gene Ontology annotation, molecular function: DNA-binding transcription factor activity, RNA polymerase II-specific; zinc ion binding; transcription cis-regulatory region binding.
CCUGCUCCUAUAUCCAUUCCCACCCGCCCAAUAGACAGGCCCUUCAAAGCUGAUUUAACAGGCUAGAUUGGUGUACCAUACAUCCGAGCCACGGGUGCUCUGUAGCGCUAGCUCUGAGCUUGUCAGGUCUUCGCCAUCUCAUGUUAUGUUCAAUUGUAUGCACACUGUGAUUUAACCAGCUAUUACAUAUGGGAGAUAAUAGCCGUAUCGGUGAUACCUUGUUCGUCCCUGCCAUGGGCAAGGUCUCGACCCGAUCUCGAACAGGCUGCUUAACGUGCCGACGCCGUAAGAAAAAGUGCGACGAACGGCAGCCUAUAUGCAGCGGAUGCGACAGAAACCAGCUUGCCUGCGAGUGGUUUUCUAAUGAGCUGGUGCCUAGAACACGACGGUCACGUUGCCGUCGACAGCUCGCAGUGAUCCAACUACCACAUGAGGCACAGGCAAUGCUCAAUGUGUUUGCCGUCCCGAAGCCCGGGAUGGCGGAGCGACUAUUAUCUCAUUUCAUAGAUCACAGCCCAAGGUGGUUAUCAACCAGAACUGGGACACGCAGAUCAGACUUUUUGAAAUAUUUGCUUCCAGCGGUAUUCGGAAGCCUACAGGUUCAUAAUUGUGUUCUUAUGAUUGCCUCGGCUGAUCUGGCCAAAUAUUGCCGCGACGAUGUCGAAGUGCAAGCUGUAGCAGUAGAGUACUACGGGAAAGCUGUUUCCGCUUUGCAGGGAUCGCUGAACGAGGAGCUGGCUAGUAUGGCUGCAUACAAUCUACCAGGAUCCGAUUACACACCUUUGGCGGUCCUGCUGUUGUGUCUGCAUGAGUGCCAGAACUUCACGAACAGCACGCGCAUAGUGCCUCAUCUUAAUGCUGCCGCCGCGCUCCUGCUCCGUCGCCUGCAUUACACCCCCGAAGACCUGGCACUACGAAGCUUUUUGUUUGAACUAUUUUGUUACUAUUUCUCCUUAGUAGCCUUCUCCCACGGCUCCAAACUUUCGCUUUGUCAAGCAUCUUCCAUCUUCAGCUCCCCCAUUGUUACGCAGUAUCUCCAACAAGGCAACGUCAUGGGCACCUCGCAGCGGCUCUUCAUGUGCAUCUUUCGCAUAUCUAUGUUGGCGGAGAAGGUACUCUCUGAGAGGCAGCUACAUGACUCACCGGCACGGACGGAACUUGUCACGAUUGAGCAGCAACUGAUCGCCUGGCAAGCUGAGCUUCCAACAAGGGGAGACGCGGAUGUCGCUUGGUUGAACGAUGCAAUAACAUCCGAACUUUACCGCCUGGCCUGUCUGAUAUAUAUCAAAAAGGUUCUAGAUACCGCUUUGUCCGACCAAAGUCCACCUAUCCAGGCACUUGUUCUGGCAUUUGUCGAACAUUUAAGCCAUUUACCACCCGACGCACCGUCCAACAAUAUCCUUUGUUGGCCUCUGGUUGUGGCAGGGCUCUCUGCUGUAGUGGCUACACAUCAGCGGGCUAUUAGCACCAGGUUGGGACAAAUCUAUGACAUAUGGCGGUCCGAUAUACUUUGUCAAAGUGCCGCGUUUCUGCGACAAAAGUGGCGAGAUGAUCGGAGUCCGAACCGUCAUUCCGCGGCAUCCUCGUGUGGAGAGCAGGAGAAGGGUCAAGACGACUCAACAGUUGCGAUCAAUGAUAUACUCAAGCUCCAGUUCCCGGUCAUUUUGGUUUAGUCGUUGGCAUGAAUACAGAUGUUGAAUGUACUUGUUUACGUCUCCUGUCUCACUUGCCAACGCCAACAACAAGUUUGCAGUCUGCUGGCCUUGCUCUCCUUUCUACGUGCAGGGUGCACAAAUGCAACACUUACACUAAAUACGUCACAUCUGGCGCCAAGGUGCCCAUUCUACUGAAUGUUGUAACUGUAAUUG